Messenger RNA from Girardinichthys multiradiatus, 2149 nucleotides. Its product is annotated as deleted in malignant brain tumors 1 protein-like. The transcript has 7 exons. Gene Ontology annotation, cellular component: membrane. Lineage: Eukaryota; Metazoa; Chordata; Actinopteri; Cyprinodontiformes; Goodeidae. Bases 127 to 1467 code for a protein of 446 amino acids. The record is from RefSeq and is a predicted model, not a curated record.
CAGAUGUCAAAAUAAACAUCUGUCGCCUAAAAUGCAAAUAAUUACGUCCAACUUUUGCAUGUUGUUGGUAAAACUGAAGUAGUUAAAAUCUUGCAGUCAGACUCAAGGAGCCAAACAAGAAGAGAGAUGGAAAAGGUUCUGUGGAUCCUCUUGGCUGCAUCAGUAGACGCCCAGAUCAGAUUAGUAGGACCGUCUCGGUGUUCUGGAAGAGUUGAAGUCUACUACAGUGGGAUCUGGGGAACAGUGUGUAAUGACGGCUGGGACCUCAGCGAGGCUACGGUGGUCUGCAGACAGGUUGGCUGUGGGUUGCCAAAGAGUGCCCUAAUGUUAGCCUACUUUGGUGAAGGAACCGGACAGAUCUGGCUUGAUGACGUGGCCUGUGCAGGAAAUGAAGGCAGUUUGCCUGAGUGCCCCCAUAACGGAUUUGGAAAUCAUAACUGUGGACACGGCGAGGACGCUGGUGUCAUUUGUGAAGAUGCCCAUUUCAGAUUAUCUGGUCCAACAAGGUGCUCUGGAAGAGUUGAAGCUUACUAUAAUGAUGUCUGGGGAACAGUGUGUGAUGACAGCUGGGAUAUGAAUGAUGCUACUGUGGUCUGCAGACAGCUGGGCUGUGGCCCGGCGCUGAGUGCUCCAGGGAUGGCCCACUUUGGUCAAGGAACCGGACAGAUCUGGCUUGAUGACAUGGGCUGUUCAGGAAGUGAAAGGAGCCUCUCUGAGUGCUCCAACCCGGGCUUCGGGAUACAUAACUGUGGACACAGUGAAGACGCCAGCGCCAUCUGUGCUGGUGCCCAGGUCAGAUUAGCUGGUCCAACAAGGUGCUCUGGAAGAGUAGAAGUGCUCUUCAACAACACCUGGGGAACAGUGUGUGAUGACAGCUGGGACCUGAAUGAUGCUGCAGUGGUCUGCAGACAGCUGGGCUGUGGACUGCCUCAGACUGCCUUCAUUGGUGCACGCUUUGGGGAAGGAACUGGACCGAUCUGGUUGACUAAUGUGGGCUGCUUAGGAAAGGAAGACGGUCUCACUGACUGUUCCCACAGUGGAUUUGGGAUGAACAGCUGUGGACAUGCUGAGGACGCUGGUGUUAUCUGUGGCCUCCCUGUUAGAUUAAUUGGUCCAGGCAGAUGUUCUGGACGAGUCGAGGUCUACCACAACCAGACCUGGGGAACAGUGUGUGAUGACGGCUGGGACCUGAAUGCUGCUGAGGUGGUCUGCAUGGAGCUGAGCUGUGAUAGGGCGUAUGGAGCUCCAGUUGGAGCCCACUAUGGUCCAGGAGCUGGGAGCAUCCUGCUGGAUAACUUGGUCUGUUCUGGAACUGAGAGCAGCCUGUCUGAGUGUGCACACAGUGGGUUUGGGUUACAUAACUGUGUACAUACUGAAGAUGCUGGAGCCCUCUGUGAAGGUAAGGACCAUUCAUCUGUCCAGAGCCUGGUAGCGUUUCAGCUUCACAUCAUGAUCCUCAGAUGUUAAUAAAUAUCUGUUUGUUCCCUGUUAUUUAUAUUCUCUUAGUGUUACCAUUUUAGUUCUUCCUGUUUGCUUCAGUUCUUGGUUUAUUCUUGUAUAUUUUGUAUUAUUCUGUUAGUUCUUCCUGUGUUCCUCUCUGUCUGAUCCUGCUCAUUACUCUUCUCUCCCUUCAUUGGUCUCAGCUGUUCCUCAUUUCCUCCAGAUACUCAUACCUGCAUCCUGUCAUGUCUCCAUUCAUGCUUCAGUGUUUAAGCUCACCUGUUGCAUUUGCUCCUCACCGGAUUCUCCUGUUUCACUCCCGUCUUCCUGCUUGUGAUUCCUCCUGUGCUCCUCGUUCUCUUCUCCUGGUGCCACCCUGUAAGUUCUACUUAUUUGUUAAUGAACUACUAUGUUCAUCCAACGCUCCCAUCUGCUCCUGGAUCCAGCUCCACAGCCACACAUCAUGACACUUCAGGCUGUUACGAAGAAAGUUGUGAGACUGAAAGUCCUGCAGAGCUCCUCUCUGGACCUGAAUGACCCUGCAGUGAUGGAGAACCUGCUGAAGCAGCUCAGAGAGAAGCUGCAGGUCCAGAAGCUGAAUGAAGACAUCAGACUGAGCUGGAUGACCUUAGAUGGAAAAAUCUUCAAAAAGGAUGAAGGACAAAGCUGAAGAGGAGACAGAAUAAAAUAAUAAAUCUGUUUCAGUUCA